Molecule: messenger RNA, 1073 nt
Organism: Radiomyces spectabilis
Lineage: Eukaryota; Fungi; Mucoromycota; Mucoromycetes; Mucorales; Radiomycetaceae
Exons: 1
Coding region: 290-1033 (247 amino acids)
Source: RefSeq, a predicted model, not a curated record
CCGCUUACCAUUGCGAUUCUUUUUUGCUUAGGAGAAUGAAAAGGAACAUCCAUCAAAAUCGGGAUCGAAUGGGACCAAACCGACAGAAGCUUCGGGCACCAACACGCCAAAGCCAAGUAAAUCAGAGGAGACGCCAGUUUCCUCCGUAGAGACAACCCCCUCUCCCGCCACCUCACCUCCUGCAACCUGUAUCGGAUUGGAUGGUGAGAAUAGCGAGAUCGAAUCCGUACUGAGCAACCUUCCCUCCUGCGUCUUGCCCGAUGGAAAACCGGCAACCAAGCCCCCAAAGAUGCCAACGCCUGAGACGCCUGAGACCCCCGAGACUACACCGACCAAGACUACUACGCCAACGUCAUCUACCGAAACUCAAAAAACAUUGCCCACUGAUGAGACGCUUCCAGAAGAAUCCAAUGUUGAGACUCCAAAACCAUCGUUAACUGAGGAAACCCCAGUAGCCUCGCCUGUGGAGACGCCAGAAGCAUCGCCGGUUGAAACCCCUAAAGAAUCACCUAUUGAGACUCCAAAAACAUCUCCUACUGAUGAUACUCUUCCAGAAGCUUCACCGGUAGAGACUCCAAAACCAUCAGUAACCGAUGAGACUCCAGAUGUAUCACCUGCUGAGACUCCCGAAACAACGCCUGCUGGUACUGCGGAAACGUCACCCGACAAUGCUACGCCUACAGAUAUAUCAGGGGACCAAUCAAACGCUAAACCACCAUCGACAGAAGGUGACGCUGAAAACAUAGCAACGCCUACCACCACGACAUCCACAACCACGACCACGACCACGCCAGCAAGUGAAUUUACGCCCAAGUCCAAAUAUCGCUACCAAACGUAUUCGUGGUUAAGCAAUUCGUUCAGUGUGCCUAUCCCUACGCACACCUCGAGUUCGAGUUCGAGCUCGGUCAGUGAUGCGGCCAAGGCAUCCAAUGGUGCCGUCGAAACACCGCCUCCUGUCCCUGUGAACGACAAUCUUCCAGAAUACAUUGCACCUAAUCUGGAUUCGAUUAUUCCAGGUAAUAGCUCUUUAUAAGGAUUUGGAAUCAAGAAAUGCAAAAUGUCUAACAUAAAAU